AUGAUCAAAGUAAGCUUCUACGCAAUCGCCACAUCACGCGAAUCGUCUAAGCCGAAGCCGAGCUGACCGGCUCGACUGGCUUUGUGAUCGCAGAUUUGGUCCAUGAAGAAGAACGAGGAUGCCGCAGCAAAGAAGAAGCCCAAGACCUCAGCAGCCCAGAUUCGAGUACAGAAAGGUAGGCCCGGCUUCCUUAUAUCGUCCAGAGCUCUCAGACUCAUCUGCCAUUGACCCUCGCUCAGAUCUCACCGAGCUUGACCUCCCACCAACGAUGAAGACCCAUUUCGCCGAUGCCGAGGACUUGCUUAACUUUGAGCUUACCAUCACCCCCGACGACGGUCAGUAUUGCAAUACAUGGUCAACGAAAGAGGAUACUCAUCAAGCGCGGAACCUCACCACAGGCAUGUACAAGGGCGGCAAAUUCCUCUUUACAGUCAAGAUCAGCGCCAACUACCCACAUGAACCCCCAAAAGUCAAAUGCGUACCCAAAGUAGGUCUUUGCAGACUACAGGUCCUAAAUCUAUACCUGAAAUUAACCCUUUGGCUCGUAUCUGCAGAUCUACCACCCCAAUUUGGACCUUGAAGGCAACGUUUGCCUCAACAUCCUGCGUGAGGACUGGAAGCCCGUGCUCAGUCUCAACGCCGUCAUGGUCGGAUUGCAGUACCUCUUCCUCGAACCCAAUGCCGAUGAUCCGCUCAACAAAGGUACGUCGUUGUCGUGGCGCACUCGGACGCCUAGGAUGAAUAAGUUGGAAAUUGACUCGGGGACUGCUUCUUUGGACAUCCCACAGAAGCGGCCAAGGAUCUGCGGGAGAACCGAUCACGGUUCGCACAAAACGUUCGUUCGAGCAUGAGAGGAGGCUACGUCGGAGACGAGAAGUUUGAUGAUGUUCGAGUUGGAGCAUAG
Messenger RNA from Microbotryum saponariae, 904 nucleotides. NCBI's taxonomy places the organism in Eukaryota, Fungi, Basidiomycota, Microbotryomycetes, Microbotryales, Microbotryaceae. The record is from the annotation of a GenBank genome assembly.